Messenger RNA from Vicia villosa (hairy vetch), 937 nucleotides. Its product is annotated as embryonic abundant protein USP92-like. The coding region runs from base 241 to 633 and encodes 130 amino acids. Lineage: Eukaryota; Viridiplantae; Streptophyta; Magnoliopsida; Fabales; Fabaceae. The record is from RefSeq and is a predicted model, not a curated record. The transcript has a single exon.
UACGAAGAGUUAAACCAAUACUCGACACUCUUCUUUCCACAUGACCUUUAUCCUGGGAAAACUAUCAUCUUGGGUAACACUAAAUCUGCUGGAAACACAGUGCGACCAUUCACUUAACCAAAACAAGGUGUCACAGAUUCCAUAUGGUUGAAAAAUAAAGAAAGACAAAGUCUUGAUGACUUUUGUAAGAGCCCAACCGCUAAAGGAGAACACAAACAUUGUGUCUCAUCUUUGGAAUCAAUGAUUGAUCAUGUCGUUUCACAUUUUGGAACCACAAAAAUUAAAGCUAUUUCAAGUACCUUUGACAAAAAUCAAGACCAAUAUGUGGUGGAGGAAGUGAAAAAAAUUGGAGACAAUGCUGUGAUGUGUCAAAGAUUAAAUUUUGAAAAAGUUGUAUUCAAUUGCCACCAAGUUCGUGCAACAACUGCUUAUGUGGUCUCAUUGGUAACCCCUCAAGGAGAUAAAACUAAGGCUUUAACUGUUUGCCACCAUGACACAAGAGGAAUGAACCCCGAGUUGCUUUAUGAAGCUCUCCAAGUCAAACCUGGAGCUGUCCCUGUUUGUCAUUUCAUUGGAAAUAAGGCUGCUGCUUGGGUACCCGAUAAUUCUGUUGACCAUCCUUGUGUCAUCUAGAUGCUUACUAGUCAUGCACAUCAUUUCCAAUAAAAUAUAUCACGGUAAAACCAUGCUUGACAUUUGAGGAUUUUUAACUUUAUGGGAUCCUCACGUUCAUACUAGAACUGUUUUAAAAUAAUGGAUGUAUUUAUGGAGAACUAUGAUGUGCAAUUUUAAAUUCCAUGUAUUCUAAAUAAAACAUGCUAGUUCUAUACUAAUUAGAACUAUGGUUUGUAACUUUGUAUCUGGUGGUAUCUAAGUAUCUUAUGACCAGUUUCCUUGUAUGUUUGAAUUUCGUAAUGCAAAAGAAGUGUUUGAUAUA